This is a messenger RNA of Sitodiplosis mosellana (orange wheat blossom midge), 618 nucleotides long. Its product is annotated as pheromone-binding protein-related protein 6-like. Gene Ontology annotation, molecular function: odorant binding. The transcript is spliced from 4 exons. Gene Ontology annotation, biological process: sensory perception of smell. Lineage: Eukaryota; Metazoa; Arthropoda; Insecta; Diptera; Cecidomyiidae. The record is from RefSeq and is a predicted model, not a curated record. Bases 1 to 438 code for a protein of 145 amino acids.
AUGCUAGUUUUCGUAAUUUCUUUGUUCAUUGUUUUGUUUAGUUUUGACCAGCUUAAUGCUGAAUUACGACGUGACGACACUUGGCCACCGCCGGACUUUUUAGAGGUAUUGAAACCAAUUAGCGAAAAAUGUAAAGCCGAAACUGUAGUUACCGAUGCGGCCAUUAAGGAGUUCAGUGAUGGUGAAGUUCACGAAGAUGCAGCACUCAAAUGUUAUAUGUCAUGUUUGUUCCAUGAAUUCCGUGUGGUCGAUGAUAAUGGCGAUCCACAUUUUGAGAGAAUUAAUACACAUGUCCGAUUACUUGACGAGGAAAUUCGACAAAUCGUCCAAGUAACUUUUCUGAUCUGUACAAAUCCACAACGUGUUGAUAGGUACGAACGAGCCUUUUCCAUUCAUAAAUGCUGGAAAACGCACGAUCCAAAAGUAUGCUCACAGUAGAUGGCUAUGAUUUUCAAUAACAUUUUCUUACUUAUAGUUCAAUUUUGGAAUUUGAAUCCAAUUUAAAAUUGUUCUAAUGUAAGAAUCUUCUCAUUUCCAAUUGUUUAUUUUUCCCAGCAUUAUUUCUUGGCCUAAGAUGAAUAUUUUAUCAGUGGGUUUGGUUUAUUUGGAAAGUUGCAU